Molecule: messenger RNA, 951 nt
Organism: Alligator sinensis (Chinese alligator)
Lineage: Eukaryota; Metazoa; Chordata; Crocodylia; Alligatoridae
Product: olfactory receptor 1020-like
Exons: 1
Coding region: 16-951 (311 amino acids)
Biological process (GO): sensory perception of smell; G protein-coupled receptor signaling pathway
Cellular component (GO): membrane
Molecular function (GO): olfactory receptor activity; odorant binding; G protein-coupled receptor activity
Source: RefSeq, a predicted model, not a curated record
CAAUCAGAAGCUGACAUGGAUGGAAGAAAUCACAGCCUGGUGACAGAAUUUGUUCUUAAGGGGUUCACAGGUCAUCCAGAGAUGCAGGUCAUCCUUUUCACAGUAUUCCUUGUGAUCUAUGUUAUCACUCUGAUGGGGAAUCUUGGGAUGAUUGUGUUAAUCAAGAGCAACUUUCAACUCCAUACACCCAUGUACUUUUUUCUCUGCCACUUGGCCUUUGUUGAUGCCUGCUAUUCUUCUGUUGUCACUCCCAAAAUGAUGGUGAAUUUCCUAGCAGAGAGCAAAGUCAUUUCUUUUACUGGGUGUGCAAUGCAAUUUUGCUUUUAUGCUGGUCUGGCAGGAACAGAGUACUUCCUGCUGUCUGUGAUGGCCUAUGACCGAUAUGUGGCCAUCUGCAAACCACUGCUGUACACUGUUGUCAUGUCUCGCAGGAUGUGUAUUUGUCUAGUGUCUGUCUCCUGUGGAUGUAGCUUCCUGAACUCAGUCACACACAUAAUCUCCACAUUUCAGCUACCCUUCUGUGGUUCCAAUGCCAUCAAUAACUUGUUCUGUGACAUCACACCUCUCUUGAAGCUCUCCUGUGCCUCCACCCAAGUUAAUGAGAUUGUCGUCUUUGCCUCAGCUUGCCUGCUUGGUAUCUGUUCUUGUCUCACCAUCUUCCUCUCUUACUUCUACAUUCUCUCCUCCCUGCUGAGGAUCCAUUCUUCUGAGGGUAGGCGCAAAGCUUUUUCCACCUGCACCUCCCACCUAAUGGCUGUCACUGUGUUCUAUGGGGCCCUCCUCUUCAUCUAUUUAAGACCCAGUUCCAGUCAUACACAGGACAAAGACAAAGUGGCCUCAGUAUUCUACACGGUCAUAAUUCCCAUGCUGAAUCCCAUGAUCUACAGCCUGAGGAACAAGGAGGUAAAGGAUGCCCUGAGGAAGGCACUACACAAGCAUGCCAGGAUUUGA